Messenger RNA from Colletes gigas, 3435 nucleotides. It is a transcript of the gene Alg12, whose product is annotated as probable Dol-P-Man:Man(7)GlcNAc(2)-PP-Dol alpha-1,6-mannosyltransferase. Gene Ontology annotation, biological process: protein N-linked glycosylation. The coding region runs from base 141 to 3113 and encodes 990 amino acids. Lineage: Eukaryota; Metazoa; Arthropoda; Insecta; Hymenoptera; Colletidae. The record is from RefSeq and is a predicted model, not a curated record. The transcript is spliced from 8 exons. Gene Ontology annotation, cellular component: endoplasmic reticulum membrane. Gene Ontology annotation, molecular function: alpha-1,6-mannosyltransferase activity.
ACGCAGCAGACGACGUGGUAUUCCCGGUGUAAGAAAGGAACAUUUAAAAAGUUGCCUGUGUUCGACUUGUUCGGCUUGUCAUGAUUAAAACACAAAGUCUUACAAUGUUUCUGAAUUUGAUCCACAUAUAGGAGGAAAGUAUGGAUCACUUAAUUAUCUUAAUUGCUAUAGUACAUUUACUGUACUGUCCAUUCACAAAAGUGGAAGAAAGUUUCAAUCUGCAGGCUAUGCACGACAUUUUAUACCAUGGCUUUAACCUGACCGAGUAUGAUCACCAUGAAUUUCCUGGAGUCGUGCCACGAUCAUUCGUGGGACCAAUUAUAAUAUCAGGCUUGGCAUCGCCGCUAAUAGCAACUAUUAAUUAUUUGCGACUUAAUAAAUUCUUAGCUCAAUAUGUUGUAAGAGCAGUAUUGGGUUUGUUGGUAAUAAGUAUGUUAAAACUGUAUAGAAAUGCCUUACAAAACAUUUUUGGCUUGCAAUUUACUAAAUGGUUCGUUGCAAUUACUGUGACACAAUAUCACUUUAUGUAUUACUUGAGUCGUCCUUUACCAAAUAUAAUGGCUAUGCCACUAGUACUACUGGCUUUAUUUGGGUGGUUGAGACAAAAUCACAUCAUAUUUAUUUGGUCAUCUGCAGCAGCAAUAAUAAUAUUCAGAGCAGAGCUCGCUAUGCUACUGGGGUUAUUCCUUUUGUACGAUAUAGCCAACAUGAAACUGACCAUACCAAGACUACUUAAAAUUGCGGUACCAGCUGGUAUAUUUUUUUUAAUGCUAACAGUUGCAAUUGAUUCUAUAUUUUGGAGACAUUUAAUAUGGCCUGAAGGAGAAGUAUUUUAUUACAACACUAUUCUUAAUAGGAGCAGUGAUUGGGGUACAUCACCAUUUUUUUGGUAUUUCUAUUCAGCACUUCCACGUGGACUGGCUUUGUCAUAUUUUCUAGUACCUUUAGGUAUGUUAUGGGAUGCUCGAGUUCGAACAUUAACAGUUCCUGGUAUUGCAUUUGUUACUUUAUUCUCAUUUCUACCGCAUAAAGAACUGAGGUUUAUCAUAUAUGUCUUUCCAUUACUGAAUGUUAGCGCAGCAGUUGUUUGUCAUAGAAUAUGGGAGAAUAGAACAAAAAGUCCAUGGAAUGGAUUUAUGGCACUGAUCAUUUUAGGGCAUCUAGUUUUAAAUGCUCUGUUCUCUAUGUUUCUUUUAUGCGUUGCUGGUUCUAACUAUCCUGGUGGUUUAGCUAUUGCAAAAUUACACAGACUUGAAAAAGACUCUGUCAAUUCGGUACAUGUGCACAUUGAUAUUCUGACCGCACAAACGGGAGUUUCAAGAUUUACACAAACAAAUGAUUCUUGGAUUUAUUCAAAGCAAGAAAAUUUAACCAUUGAUAAUCCUGAAAUGCUUCAAUUUACACAUCUAUUAAUGGAAGCUAAGAGUAAAUACUCGCUGAAUAUAAAGCCCUAUCUUAAAACUCAUGAUAUUCUGGAUUCUGUAGAUGGUUUCUCUCAUAUAGCACUAAAUUAUAACAUGUUACCACCGAUAAGAAUAAAAACUAGACCUAUUAUAUUCAUUAUGAAAAGAAAGCCUAAUAUAAAAUAUGACCCAAAAAGGGCAAAACCGCAACAAGCCUAUUUAAAACAGUCAACUCAAAGUGAGAUACAUCAAAACAGAGACAAUAAAGAUGUAAUAAACGACACUGUAAAGAAUAUGGAACCGAUAUUAGGUGAGAUUAUGGAGUCAUUGGAGGAAUUUGAAAGGCCGUUAAACAUUAGUAAUAAAAACGCAUUAGACCUAGAAAUGAACGAAACAAUCAAAGUUAGCACAGAAAAUAAUUCCGACGAAUACGUCGUACCGUUAAAUAUAGAACAAGUAUAUAAUAACUUAUCCGAAAACAACUUAUCGCGUUCAGAAACAUCGAUUGAAAAAGAAAACGUACCAAACGUAACCAACAUAGAAAACAGUAUUACUACUGAAAGUAAUAAUAAGCCACAGCAUAAUAUUAAAAAUAUUUCGAUCAGCGACGAACAAAAAUUAGAUAUAAAGAAUGAAGAAACUGAAAAAAUGGAAAUAGGUAAAGAAAGACAAAAAGUUGCUAAUGUACAGCAAGAAAGUAGUAGUACUCUAAAAGAAACUGUUAAAAAAUUGAUUCAAGAAAAGAUGGAAGCAGUUAAACUCAGGAAAGAUUUAAUGGACGAAAAGAAAAUAUCAGAAGUUCCAGAAAAAAGUAAUGUAGAUGUAAAGAAGAUAGUUCCGAUAAAAAUAUUACCGCAAAAAAUCAAAACCGCAAUAAAACAAGAAAUAAAAGAAAAGCCUACGAUUAUUCAAGAAACGACUAAGGAGCAUAGAGCGAUUAAAGUAAGAGAAAACAUUAGAAAUAUAAUUAAUCAAUUUAAAGAAUUUGAGAAAGACUUCGUGCAUGAAGAUUCAGAGAUAAUUAAAAAGGAAACUAUCCAUAGUGAACAAUUUACAGGAGUAAGUACAAAAAUUUCUGAAGAUUCUGCAAAUAUAGUAGAUACUACGACGAAAAGUGAAGAUCUAAGAACAAUCAAAGAUGCCAAAGAAAGUCUGAAAGAUAUAAUAAAUCAGUUUAAACAAAUAAAGAGUGAAUUAGUCUCUGAAGAAGAUGACCAGUUUGACAAAAUUGAAGCUACAUACAUGGACAGGCCAAUUUCCGAGACACUGAUGCAAUUUAGCGAAGCUUUAAAAAAUUUAAUACAACGAAGAAAAAAAUAUAAAACGUUUGUUGGAAAUAAUUUAGAUAAUAGAAAAGACGUACUUAAACUGCAACAUCAAUCAAAAAUAACAACAGAAAAUUCCCCAUUUUUAACGGAACCUUUGAAGGAUAUAAAUGUCCAAAAUAAUGAUAAAGCAGAAAAAGUGAAUAGCAAGGAAAAAUUAGAAAAAGUCGCGGAAGAUAUUAAUAUUAAAGAUAAUUUAAAUUUAGGUACAAAUAAAGUUAUUCAAGACAAAUAUUUUACAACAUACACAAACAAUAAAAAUGUCCCAUUGAAUGCUCAAAAAUCUGCUGAUAAUGUGUCAAAUAACAUAGUAAAAAAUUAUGCUUCCAAAGAAAGGGAUGACGAGAUAAUACAAAAAAAUGUUGAAAAUAAUACAAAUAAUUAAGUGUUAGAAAUAAUUAACUGUUUUAUGCUUUUUAAUGAGGCAGUUAUGUAAUUAUAGUCACAUGUAAAUACGUUAUACUGUGAUAACGAAUAUAUUAUAUUUCUUAAUUGAUGCUCGUGCAUUACCAACGCGGAAAAAAAAUGAGAUUUACUUUUCCUGUUUUAUUGCUUGAAAUUUCGAAGAAUAUUAAACAAAAUGGGAAAGCAUUUGUAUAAUGUAUAGUAUCACAAACGUGCCACAAAUAUGACUUUAUAUGUAUGCUGUUAUAUAAUAUUAAUUUGUACAUCAAUUAUUUCACGUAUUACAAAACUAUCUUAAUAAU